AUGCCUUUGUUUAGUAAAUCUCACAAAAAUCCUGCUGAGAUUGUGAAGAUUCUGAAAGAAAACAUGGCCAUUUUGGAAAAACAAGAAAAAAAGACAGACAAGGCAUCAGAGGAAGUGUCAAAAUCUCUGCAAGCAAUGAAGGAAAUUCUGUGUGGGACCACGGACAAGGAGCCACCUACAGAAAUUGUGGCUCAGCUGGCGCAGGAGCUGUACAACAGUGGCCUUCUCGUGACGCUUAUUGCCAACCUGCAGCUCAUAGAUUUUGAGGGCAAAAAGGACGUUUCCCAGAUAUUUAACAACAUCUUGAGAAGACAGAUUGGCACACGCAGCCCUACUGUGGAAUACAUUAGUGCCCAUCCACAUAUCCUAUUCAUGCUUCUAAAAGGAUAUGAAUCCCCAAAUAUUGCCUUACGCUGUGGAAUUAUGCUGAGAGAGUGCAUCCGGCAUGAGCCCUUGGCCAAAAUAAUACUUUUUUCGGAACAGUUCAGAGACUUUUUCAAAUAUGUGGAAAUGUCAACGUUUGAUAUAGCUUCUGAUGCCUUUGCUACAUUCAAGGACCUGUUAACACGACACAAAUUGUUGGUAGCAGAAUUUCUGGAACAAAAUUAUGAUGUGAUCUUCGAAGAUUAUGAAAAACUCCUUCAUUCUGAGAAUUACGUAACGAAGAGACAAUCUUUGAAGCUGCUGGGUGAAUUGAUUCUGGACCGACACAACUUUGCCAUCAUGACAAAAUACAUCAGCAAACCAGAAAAUCUGAAGCUGAUGAUGAACUUGCUGCGAGAUAAAAGCCCCAACAUUCAGUUUGAAGCAUUCCACGUGUUCAAGGUUUUUGUGGCCAGUCCAAACAAAACACAGCCUAUUGUGGAGAUCCUGUUGAAAAACCAGCCCAAGCUAAUUGAGUUUCUGAGCAACUUCCAGAAGGAGAGGACGGAUGACGAACAAUUCACUGAUGAGAAGAACUACCUGAUUAAGCAAAUCCGAGACUUGAAAAAGCCGACGGCAUGAAGACCUCCUCUCAUUUUCCACUGCAGGCAUUAAUCUCAUUUCUUAAGUUCCUCUGUGUCCCUUAAACACCACAAUAGUGCUUUAGAAGGCACAGCAAGUGCCUGGUUUUUAUUUUGUCUCUGUUCUUAGAUGUCAAGAGUAUAGGGGUUUUACAUGAAAAAUAAAAAAAACCCCAAAACUAGAAUAAUAUAUUAUUUUUAAUCUUUAAUCGAGACUAUAAUUAUUUAUGUCAGUUUAGACUCUCUCUGUAAUAGAAGCUGGUUUGGCGGAUUUUCAUUUGUGCUCAAGAGUGAACCUCUUUGCUUAACUUGAUCAGCAAACUCAAGCUGUGGGUGAGUGCACAGAGUAGGUCUUCUGCGGGCUGUAACCUUGUUCCUCUGCACCUGUAGUUGUGACUUAGUUCUAGUGCUGCACACACACCAGACUGUGAAGGAGUACGCUCGUCUCUGGAGUUAGCUGCACUUAGAGAUUGGGUUCUUUAGUCAAAACAGCGGGACAUGAAAAAGCAGUAAAGGUCACAUUUUCACUUUAUUUUUGUGUUC
This is a messenger RNA of Mesitornis unicolor (brown roatelo), 1547 nucleotides long. It is a transcript of the gene CAB39L, whose product is annotated as calcium binding protein 39-like. Gene Ontology annotation, biological process: intracellular signal transduction. Gene Ontology annotation, molecular function: protein serine/threonine kinase activator activity. The record is from RefSeq and is a predicted model, not a curated record. NCBI's taxonomy places the organism in Eukaryota, Metazoa, Chordata, Aves, Mesitornithiformes, Mesitornithidae. The transcript has 8 exons. Bases 1 to 1005 code for a protein of 334 amino acids.